UAAGAUCCCAGCUGUUGUCCUCCCCCUUCUCCUUAUCAGGAUAUUACUACGACAAACUGAGGAAUACGCUCACCACACUUCCACCAAAGCACAAAUUCAAAGAAGCCUUCCCACGCGAUUACAAGCCAGCAAGAUGUCUGCUUCCGAAACCACUACCCCUGCUGCUGUUGCAGCUCCGUCAACAGCGACGGCUGAGACUCCAGCUUCAUCUAUCCCUCCAAAGCCUGUCACUCCAGCGGAGAAUUUCACAGAGCCACCUGCAAGGGCUCUUGACGCCAUCGCAGAACCGACCAUUCUGGACAAGGCAAAAGAUAUAGCCAAGCCUUACCUUGACAAGGCUGAGCCAUACGUACAAAAAGUACAAGGUGCAACCAAGCCUUACGCUGAUAAGGCGGCUACUAAAUUUGAGCAACUUGUUGACAAGAUCGAAGGGAAUGACCCUUCCACGAGCGCUGUACCCACAUCGGCAGGAACCCUCGACGAGUCUAUUGACAACGCGAAGGCCAGAACUGUUGGGACGACAGAGCGUGCUGCUACUGUGGCUGAGGAAACUGGCGAAAAGGCGAAGGGUUUCUUCGAACAAGGAUUAAGCGCUGUGCAGAGUACCUUUAAUCAAAUCACCAAUACCAUUGAACAGAGGACAACCACUGACAGCCAUCCCGGUAUCCUUACUCAAAUGAGUAACGUCGUGCACAAGGGCCUUGAUAAAGUUGAAGGAUUUUUGAAUGAGGCUACUGACGCGACCGUGCCUCCAACGAGCACUUCUGCCACUGCCAACGCAGCUACAGGCACAGACAACAGUACAAGCACCACUCAACCGGUCCAGACCACUACCAACACUGUACCGCACAUCCCUCUUGGUCCAUAGAUUGUUGUCGUCUUGUUUCUGUGGCUGCAUUUUACGGCUACUGCUGUCACUUCCCGGAUGCUCUCACUCGGCUGAGGAGCCUGAAAUGUCCAGUCAGCUUCUGGGACGCGUAUUUUGUUGUUUAGCUAUCUUUUUCUAACGUAGUGGGCAGAUGUGACGAUAUGUUAUCCAUGUAUAUCCAUUCGCAUCUGGUGAACAGUG
This is a messenger RNA of Cryptococcus deneoformans JEC21, 1069 nucleotides long. RefSeq names its product expressed protein. The transcript has 5 exons. Bases 134 to 868 code for a protein of 244 amino acids. The record is from RefSeq and is a predicted model, not a curated record. Lineage: Eukaryota; Fungi; Basidiomycota; Tremellomycetes; Tremellales; Cryptococcaceae.